Messenger RNA from Hordeum vulgare subsp. vulgare (domesticated barley), 660 nucleotides. RefSeq lists its product as uncharacterized. The transcript is spliced from 2 exons. The coding region runs from base 139 to 423 and encodes 94 amino acids. The record is from RefSeq and is a predicted model, not a curated record. NCBI's taxonomy places the organism in Eukaryota, Viridiplantae, Streptophyta, Magnoliopsida, Poales, Poaceae.
CUCAUUUAAAGCCCACGAAACCGCAUCCUCCAGUCCUCCUUCAUCAUCGAUCCUAUCCCUCCCCUCUCCUCUCCCUCCCUGGCCAUACCCAAGCGCACAGCACUUCCCAUCUCUCAACUCCGGUCCGGUCCGGCCGCUAUGGCCACGCCGAGAUUUCUCGCCAUCAUCCUCGUCGCGGCUCUUCUCGCGCUUUCCUUCUCGCAAGGGGCGGUGGAAGGGAGGAAUGUGCAGGUGACGAGGUGGGGGCGCUACGGGCCCGGGCGGUGGCGCGAGCCCCUCCGCGGCGCCCGGUUGCAGGAGCAGAAGGAGGGCGAUGGGAUGGUAUCGACGGUGAUGGACUACUCGGAGCCCAAGGCCAACACCAACCCCCACGGCAGCGUGCCCGCCGCGCCGGAGGACCCCACCUCGCCGCCGUGGCACUGAUCGAUCUACGCAUUUGCGUGUAGAGGACGAAGAGGGUAGGAGCGGUCCGUAACGGACGGCUGCUCUCCUCCCUCCUGCCGCGGUAAAUCUUUGAUGAGUUGGUUGAUCUGGAGAAUUGUAUGUAGUGCUUAUGUCUUGAGUUUUGGUCUCUCGAUCUGUACGUUUCCCCAUCUGUACAACCCAUCCAUGUGUAUGUUCUUUGCAAUAAAAUCAUCAACAUUGUGCCAUUGUUGCAUA